Messenger RNA from Thunnus maccoyii (southern bluefin tuna), 1650 nucleotides. It is a transcript of the gene ufd1l, whose product is annotated as ubiquitin recognition factor in ER associated degradation 1. Lineage: Eukaryota; Metazoa; Chordata; Actinopteri; Scombriformes; Scombridae. Gene Ontology annotation, cellular component: VCP-NPL4-UFD1 AAA ATPase complex. The transcript is spliced from 12 exons. The record is from RefSeq and is a predicted model, not a curated record. Bases 140 to 1072 code for a protein of 310 amino acids. Gene Ontology annotation, molecular function: polyubiquitin modification-dependent protein binding.
ACUUCCGCCUGUCAUUGCGUACACUUCCGGAAGAAGCGGAAGACAACAGUGGAAAUCUACUGCACAUAUGCAAAUUUUAAAGCACUAAAACGCAAAGAAACAUUUCGAUUUGGGUCGUUUGACAACCAAAGACGUCGACAUGUUUUCUUUCCACGUUUUCGACCACCCGAUGUCCCGGGGUUUCCAGAACCGCUUCUCCACUCAGUACCGCUGCUACUCAGUGUCUAUGCUGGCUGGACCCAACGACCGCUCCGACGUGGAGAAAGGAGGCAAAAUAAUUAUGCCACCUUCAGCUCUCGACCAGCUCAGCAGACUUAACAUCACCUAUCCGAUGCUGUUCAAGCUGACCAACAAGAACUCAGACAGAAUGACGCACUGUGGUGUUCUGGAGUUUGUAGCAGACGAGGGAAUCUGCUACCUGCCGCACUGGAUGAUGCAGAAUCUGCUGCUGGAGGAAGGUGGUCUGGUCCAAGUGGAAAGUGUUAACCUCAUGGUGGCCACUUACUCAAAGUUCCAGCCACAGAGCCCCGACUUCCUGGACAUUACAAACCCCAAAGCAGUGCUGGAGAAUGCUUUGAGAAACUUUGCCUGCUUGACAACUGGUGAUGUCAUUGCUAUCAACUACAAUGAAAAGAUCUACGAGCUGCGAGUAAUGGAGACUAAGCCAGACAAAGCAGUAUCCAUCAUUGAGUGCGAUAUGAAUGUGGAUUUUGAUGCUCCACUGGGCUACAAAGAGCCUGAAAGACGACCUCAGCACCAGGAAGAACCAACAGAGGAAGAAGCAGAUCCCAGCAGUUACGCUGAUAUGGACACAGGAUUCAGAGCUUUCACUGGCUCUGGCAAUCGUUUGGAUGGGAAAACGAAAGGCAUUGAGCCGAGCCCUGCUCCUCUUACCGCAAGCGACAUCAAAAGAGGGAUUCCCAACUACGAAUUCAAAAUGGGCAGAAUCACCUUCAUCAGAAACUCAAAGCCGCUGCCCAGGAAAAUUAUCGAUGAUGAUGACGCCAUGAACAGAUUCAUCGCCUUCUCCGGAGAAGGACAGUCGCUACGCAAGAAGGGCAGAAAGCCUUGAAGAAUCAAAGCGGAGAGACCAACAUAAUGUGCACGGACCCACCGUAUCUAUUGUCACCUACAACAGCAAAGUAAACUGCCCUUCAGAUGCAAAGGGAUUUUGUGUCUUUGUCCCUUUGAUAUUACAGUUGUACUGUUGUGGUGGGAUUAUAUUUUAUUAUAAAGCUCUGGCAGCAAUUGUUUGAUCAGCAGAACCUGAGCUCAGUAAAAUGCUGUCAGUAGUAAUUUGGUAUUCACAAGUCCAGACUGAUUGGUUUGAGACAGGCUGAAUAAAUACAUCACCAAGAUAUCAAGGAUUGUUGUUUUGAUAUCAGAUUUGAAAUAUGUUUCUCUUAGAGAUAUGUUCCCCCUUUUUCCAGAAUUGUCGAAUCUUUACAAUCCCCCAAAAAUAGUCUUAUCCUGAGUCCCAUUUUUAUGAUUAAAAUGGGGGCAAUAAUAGCUCUAUACUUAAGUUUUUAUUGAUAAUUGAAAUAAUUUUAUGUUUGAAGAUUUUUUUUCUGAGUUAUAGGAAUAAUUUGCAAGUUUUUUCCCCUUUGGUUUAUUUAUAGACAAAUAAAGGACUGUGUUUUGGAAUGGAAA